Molecule: messenger RNA, 7743 nt
Organism: Cherax quadricarinatus
Lineage: Eukaryota; Metazoa; Arthropoda; Malacostraca; Decapoda; Parastacidae
Gene: trc
Product: Serine/threonine-protein kinase tricornered
Biological process (GO): peptidyl-serine phosphorylation; intracellular signal transduction
Molecular function (GO): ATP binding; protein serine/threonine kinase activity
Source: RefSeq, a predicted model, not a curated record
CUGGGCUGUGACUAACCGAAAUAAAAAGUUAGACUUAAAUCUCGAGUAUAUGUUUAAAAAUAAGUCCUCUUAGAAGUUUGAGUGAGGCAGCCUCGUGGAUGUCAAGGUGUUGCGAAGAGUACUGUGCAAGCCAGGGCUCACAUAUACUGCGAUUCGUUUGAGGAUAAGCUUGUCGCUGUGGAAUAGCUACGGAGUCUUAACAGUGACGUAAAUUUCAAGUAAUUUUAUGGCAUACUGUGUAACGGUUAUACUGAGAACAUCUGGCGUCGAAGAUGAGCCGCGCAUAAUCAUGGCAGCCUGUGAAUAUGAUGGAUGUUACUACUUUAAAACAAGUCCAUUUGAACCUUAAUGCGUUUUAUUAAAGUAUUAUACAGAAUACACUACAAAACAAGUAAAUCCGCAUGAAGGCCCUAGGAGUAAUGUGUUGUCUAAGGAGAACGGAUCGGGCAAGAGGUGCAUCAUUAAGGGGUGCUACAUUAAUUUCACCGAAUCAUUACAUAAGUGAAAUAUUGUAAUUAAUAUUUUUAAUUUUACUACCAUGUGUAGCUAACGUGAUGCUCUGGGUCAUGUUUUAUUCGCCAACUUGUGCCAAUUCCAUAAAACUUUUUAAAUUUCUGAAUCAUAAUGUUACAAGUCUAGCACCAGUGCUAGGUGCUGAUCGGAAGUUCUUACCGGCUAUGUAUUCAUGGAUUUUAUUAAUUUUAUGCCUUCAGGUGCCUUGAUGCCUGUGAAGGGCUUGAUCUAAGAGCUAGGAGCUACCAUCCUUUUGGGCGUAAGAGGUAUAAACACCAAAAAAGUUACAGAUUGGGUUCAGUGUCCAAUUUGCUGCUUUCUUUGAUCUACCCUCGUGUUCCAAACGUAUGAUCCAUACGGUUUUAACGCUUUCUCAAACUAAUAAUCUGUUAAUUUUAUCAACUGUUAGCACGGACUAAAUGGUGCUAGAAAUGUCCUGACCUUGUACCCGGAAGGUAUUACCAAGACGCACAAGAGAAGAGGGGAAACCGCUAUGGUGGACCAGGAAGUACUGCUCAUUCUGCACCUGUUUAAGACCACGGAGGUCGAUGAGGUCGCCUGUAACAUUUCCUCGAAGGGAAUGCUAAUUAAUAAUAUUCGCCCCUUGCACAAGCCCCAGAUUCAAGCUGAGCUUGUUGACGCUGUGCUGCGUGUAGUCUGUGGGUGCGGUGUGUUGAUGCUGUGGGUGUUACACGUUAAGAUAAGAUUUCGUUCGGAUUUUUAACCCCGGAGGGUUAGCCACCCAGGAUAACCCAAGAAAGUCAGUGCGUCAUCGAGGACUGUCUAACUUAUUUCCAUUGGGGUCCUUAAUCUUGUCCCCCAGGAUGCGACCCACACCAGUCGACUAACACCCAGGUACCUAUUUGCUGCUAGGUGAACAGGACAACAGGUGUAAGGAAACGUGUCGAAAUGUUUCCACCCGCCGGGAAUCGAACCCAGGCCCUCCGUGUGUGAAGCGGGAGCUUUAGCCACCAGGCCACCGGGCCUUAAACGUUGAUUGUCGACGCUGUUACACAAAGAAAUUACGUAAAUAAAAGUAAUUAUGCAAUGAAAUUUAUAUUUUUAAUUUUUAACUUGAAAUAUGCUAAGUUCGUUGUUUAUUGCAGUUGAUUAGUAAAAAUAAAGUGGAAGAGGCUUGUCUUCCGUCGUAAUUUUAAGUAUGAUCCUGUUUUAAACCCGCCCCUCACCAUCGUGAAAAAAAUCGUUGGGCAUUUUCAUCAAAACGCCAGGCAGGUGCACUAUUUAUUUACUUAUGAUUAAAUAAACUUUUUUUUUUUCUGUAUGUGACUAACCUUACAGUAAUUUAGCCUAAAAUAAAAGCUGAUUCUCUGUAAACAGAGCGUUCAGAAAUUAACGUUGGGGUAAUGUGCUAAAAAACGAACAGUAUCAAUGAGGAUAGAUUGCUUAAGGGAGCGAAUGUGCAUGUGUGCGUGCGCGCGUGUACUUAUGCUAGGGGAGGGUGUGGCAUAUAACACCAGGCAUCGACCGGAGCUCUACAUUAGUCUUAACCGCAGAUGGCAGACCAAGAGCUCCACCAAGAUAAGGACACUAGCAUACUACCACUAAUAAUUUUAGUUACGAAAUAAUUACUAGAAGAUGGUGUGCCACUGUUGCAAUGCUUGAUGCACGCGUGCCGGGGAAUUCUUCAUGAUAAAUAUACAUGUACGUUCAACGCCGUAAGUUCCGUGUUCUCUAUAUAUACCGAACUUUUUUUUUAUCUAGAGUCAGUUAAUUAAAAGUACUGUUUUAAAAUGUUUAUUUAUUAGCAUAGUGUAACUUUAGUUUACUUCGGAUUCACAUAUUUUGAUUGAAUCAGAAAGCUGUAUUUACUUAAAAUGAUUAUAAUAAUACGAAAACACCGAUUAACCAGGAUAAACGUGAAAGUGAAGUGAUUUUUUUUAUUCUUUCUUUACUAUGCCUGAAACUUAAAACACGAGUGGUGAGGAUGGAGCCUUGUGUUGACCAAUAGAGACCAGGUAUGACACCACACGAGCUUACUCUUAUAUGCCAGUUUCACUAUGGUAUUCAUCCAGUACACGAAAACUUGUUCGGUUAUUACUUUGUAACAGUUAAAAAUUUGUAGCAAAUGAACGGAAGUGAUACAUUUAUUAGUGGUUAAUAUCAGUGGGCAUGUUGAAGUACAUGUGGAGUCCUGAAAAAUGCAAAAUGUUGAAAACUUAAAUUUGGUGUGUGUGUGAUGCCAGAGUGUGCCUUGAGAUGGCACUGAGUCUCAUAGACAAGGAAGACUCAACCGUUCCUAGUGGAAAGAAGGAAAAGUGGCGAUUCUGGUUCUACUUCACCAGGAGGAAGAAGCGGGCUGCAGAUAAAUCUGGGGUGGGGCGGAUGGCGACUACAGAGGGUCAGGUUCGUUUCAGCGGCCACACCCUCGACAAGGCCACAAAGGCAAAGGUCACACUGGAGAACUAUUACUCCAACCUUAUAGCACAACACUUAGAAAGAAAACAAAGACAAGAUAAACUGGAGGAGAGCAUGAAAGAGGAAGGUCUGUCGGAGGACCAGAAGCAAGAAAAACGGCAACAGCAUGCACAAAAGGAGACAGAGUUCCUUCGUCUUAAGAGAUCUCGACUGGGUGUAGAGGAUUUUGAAGCUCUGAAAGUUAUUGGUAGAGGAGCAUUUGGUGAGGUUCGAUUAGUGCAGAAGAAAGAUACUGGCCAUGUCUAUGCAAUGAAAAUCUUAAGAAAAGCAGAUAUGUUGGAGAAAGAACAGGUAGCUCAUGUGAGAGCUGAAAGAGAUGUAUUGGUGGAAGCUGAUCAUCAGUGGGUAGUCAAGAUGUUUUAUUCAUUUCAAGACCCCAUUAAUUUGUACCUAGUGAUGGAGUUUCUUGCUGGUGGCGAUAUGAUGACGCUUUUAAUGAAGAAAGACACGCUAUCGGAGGAAUGCACCCAAUUCUACAUUGCUGAAACUGCUUUAGCUAUAGAUUCUAUUCAUAAGCUGGGUUUCAUUCACAGGGACAUCAAGCCCGACAAUCUAUUAUUAGACGCCAGAGGACAUAUAAAAUUAUCGGACUUUGGCUUAUGUACAGGGAUGAAAAAGUCUCAUCGCACAGAAUUUUAUAAAGAUCUUAGUCAAGCUAAACCAUCUGAUUUCACAACAAAUCCUAUGGAUUCAAAACGUCGUGCAGAAAGUUGGAAGAAAAAUCGGCGAGCACUUGCUUAUUCAACUGUCGGAACCCCAGACUACAUAGCACCAGAAGUUUUUAUGCAGACAGGCUAUGGACAAAGUUGUGAUUGGUGGAGCCUUGGUGUUAUAAUGUAUGAAAUGCUAAUAGGUUAUCCACCAUUCUGCAGCGAAAAUCCGCAGGAGACGUACCGAAAGGUGAUGAGUUGGAGAGAGACCCUGGUCUUUCCCCCAGAGGUCCCUAUCUCAGAGCAAGCCAAGGACACUAUUUUACGCUUAUGUUGCGAGGCUGAUCGCAGAGCAGGGUCACAUCAAGGAAUAGAAGAUCUUAAGAGCAUGAAAUUCUUCCAGCAAGUUGACUGGGAACAUACUAGGGAACGCCCCUCAGCAAUUCCUGUAGAGGUUAAAUCCAUUGAUGAUACCAGCAAUUUUGAUGAAUUCCCAGAAGUUGACAUCAAAUUGCCUGCUUCUCCACCAGUGAAGGAGGGCGAGGCAGGUUAUAAGGACUGGGUCUUCAUCAACUAUACCUACAAGCGGUUUGAAGGUCUUACUCAGAGAGGUCUUAUACGUCCAUAGACCAAAACAUGCACUUCACUACAUGUGACGUGUGGUCUUGUGACAGAAACAUGACCCAGACAGUGAUAGUAUUAUGGUCAUGUAUAAGGUUUGUGACAAUUGAUCCGGAGUGUGUGAUAUGGGUGUAAUGUGAUCUUGAAUACAACACUUACCAUUUCAAAUCUUUUGGCCUGAGCUAUGGGCCAAAACGCAUAAAUUAAAACAGUGACUAAACUUAAAUCCUGACAGAAUGGUUGCAUUCAUGUACUGGGUGCCGUGUGAGGGAUGACAUCUAGGGAAAAGAUGGUGAGUGAAAUAGUAAGAAUGAACAAACUAUGCUGCAUAGUUUCUCAGGUCAUAUAUGCAGCUUUAUUCUCUUCAGCAUAUAGAACAGUGCCACAAAAUUGACAGAGAGUUAUAUCAAACAAUCUCCCACCUUUUUCCUUUUGUUAUCAAUAGUGUUCACACACCAUACAAAUGUGGCGCUAUACAUGAAACUCAUGUAUUCCCUUAUGUUGUGUCCAACUACUGUAGUUGGUAGAGCAUCCUUAGCAUGGUCUGCUGGUGAGUUGGCUCACCAGUGGGUGUUGGUGUUGUACAACACUGUUUCCCACUAUGUGAGAAAUAGUUCUUGCAGUCUUUCUUGUAUAUUUUUUUAUUUUAUUUUUUUUUAUUUUUUUUUAUAAUUUUUAUGAUUAUGGGACCUAGUGAAACCCGUGUUUUUUUUUUCCCCCCCAAGUGUGAUUAGAAACUUUUGUUUCAUUAAUCAAUGUGUGAGCAUUGCAUUAUAGUUUUAAUGUGAUUUUAGCUAAGCCUUACAGCUGAUGACAAACUGUGAUAGAAUCCCAGCAAAACAGUGAUUGAGUGUACCCUUCGGUGAUAUAUUUUAAGUUUUAUCACUUUAAGCUCUUCAAGGUUUUUUUUAUUUAGUUUUCAUUGGUAUGUUUGUGCUUGCUUGCAUGCAAGCCAAUGUGAGAUGAAGUUAUUUAACACCUUUGGACUGCAGAAAGCAAAGAACAUGGAUAUCUAGAAAACUGGAAAUAAGAAAUGACAGUAAAUAAAACCACCAGUAAUUGCAUCUUGGCUGAAAAUAAGUAAUUUAUUCAGUAUUUAACAGUAUUUGCCAGUCCUUUUCAUUUCUAGCUUCUCCAUUUCAUCUCAUGUUUUAAUAUUUAUUUGUUUCAUAUUGCAUCAUUUUUAUAAAAAUGAAAACGAAGUGGCAUAUAUGAAAUGAACGUUGUUUGGACUUGUUUAGUCUCAUUAAUUUUUCUUUCAGUGAUACUUUACCUUCUAGGCCAAGGUUGUGAAAAAUACAUAUUUUGGUUAAAGGGUUAAAGUUUAACAAUUCACUAAAGUAAAAGCAUUCUUUGUCCCACUUAUAAAGUAAUAAAUUAUUGUACAAAAAUUGUAACAGGAUGCUUCAAUUUUCAGAUAUGAUGUAAAGAAUAAAUUGUAAUACAGUAGUAGUUUACCUGAGCAGAAUGUUCAGUGCAUAAUUCUACCCCAUAUUUUGAAUGCUCGUAUCCUCAUUACCAUGAAUAAACAGAUUUCUUAAACAAAAUCUAUAUUAGUAUUGGAACUUUUUAUUAACUGACAUUUUGUUAGUACCACACAUUGGUACAAAGUACAAUUGGAUUGUCCAUGUUAAUUUUUUUAUAUUUUGGAUGGGAUAGUCUGUGUGUAGAUAUAAGGAAAAGGAAUAGGAUUUUUUCUUUCAAAUGAUGUUAUUUAAUAAAAUCUGUAAUAUGUUUUAGACAUGGUGUUACUAGUUAGAAUUGAUAUAGAAAAUUUCACUUUAAUGAAAAUAAAAGUGUCACAGUUUUAUGUGUGGCAAGUAAGCGCCAACAUGAUACAUUCAUUAGCUACUGGUAGAUAUUGGGCUAUCCCAGAUGUAUAUAUGAUCAUAUUUUAGUUCAAUCUCCAUUGUAAUUUAUUUUAUUGUACAUAUUAUUUCCUUUAAAAAAUAAAUUUCCUUGAUUGUUGAAUGCAUUGUGAAUGAGUGAAAUUAGUUAUAAAGGAUCACUUGUUAUUUAUUGUGAGGUUUGUAUGAGUUAAUGAUUAUACAUAAACACUCAGAGAUAAGGCUGUAUGUGGAAUGUGUUCAAUUUAUAUCUGAUCUACUCAAAAUUAGGUGUAAACUUUUUGUACUCGACUGUGAGUAUAAACCUAAUAUUUAAAUCGAUACACAUUUUCUCUUGAAAAAUGUAAGUGCGGUUAUUAUUAAAAUUACUUAAAGGUACAAACCUUUUGAGAGUACAUAAAAUAACUAGUAACACAGUUCUACAGAUACUGAAGGUUUAAAUUGAACAUUGGUUAUAGAGAUGGUGUUACAAGUGGUUCAUGUUGACUGCCAUUGCUGAUGUUUUAGUAGAAAUGUGUGCUGUGUUGCAUAGGUUUGUGGAGCAACUACAGUAACUAUUAACCAUGACAUCUAAUUGGAAGUGUGAAGAACCUCCUACCAAUUAAGAUUCAUUUGCAUUUUAAACAGUUAUUACAUUGUAGAUGAAAAUUUUGAACUGUAUUGUAAAAUGGAAGACUGACUUCUUGUUCUUCUUGAAUGCAUGAUCUCCUCUAGAACUUGUAUACUGUAUAAAUGUUUAAAAUACAUAUGGUAUUUACAGUGUUGCUAACCAAUAAGCCUUAAUUGAAGUGUUAUUAGCCUCAGCAUAGUGCAGUUCAAGGGUGUGUUUCUCAGCAUAUAGAUAGAUUAUACUGUUUUGCUACAAGUUUAUAGUGUGAAUAACAAUACAUUCCUAAUGAUGUAAGUAAUGACCAUAAAGAUUAUGCCACAUUGUAUCUGGCACUGUACAGUAAUAUUUCUUGUUAUUGAUAAGUAAAUCUCCUAAAUACUUUAUAGCUCUUCUGAGAGUGCAUAAGUACCGUCCGUGGGACAUAUAUUGUGGAAUAAAAGGGUAAAAUAUUAAAUGAUUUAGAUUAGUUUGACCCCAUAUAACAUGAUUUAAAAUCAUACCUGUGAAAAUUAGCCAAUAAUUAGGUAUCAUAGUGAUACAUUCAGUAUCAUAAGAGCCAUUGUAUUUUUCACUUCAAAAUUGUGUGCUGCAUCGGGUAUCAUUAUAGACAUUAACCUAUAUAGUAAUCAAACUGCUUUGCCAGAGAAACUAUUUUUUCCUAGUGAAGAAUAACAUAAGAACUUAAUCUAUGUUCUAAUCAUUUAAUGUUUCUUACAUUACUGGUUUUCUUCAUUGCAAUUCUUAUAAUUGAGUCAUAAAAGGCCUGGGAAGAGUUAUGUCUUACUCCCUUUGCACAGUAAAAUAGUUUCACUGCAUAUGUAAUGUGUAAGAAAAAUCUACUUUCUGGGAUUAGUAUCUAAGGUGUAAAGCAGUUGAAAACUUAACAAUUUACCCUUAAGAAAUGUUAUAACAUCUUACCCAUUCAUCACCUGAGGAGCCUGUUUUGUUUGUGAAAACUAACAAUUUAAGGUUCCAGCCAUGGGGUUCCAAGGGAGAUCUCGUGUAAAUAAAAAGAAAGCAGUAGCAUCUGUAACUAGUCACCAAUAAAUGAUUAAUAUAAUCUGAA